UCUCUCUAUCUCUCUCUCUAUCUCUCUCCUACUUUGUGUUGAGGUUUGAGAAGCUCCCAGAGAAAAAAAAAAAAGAGAGACUUUUUUUUCUGUUUAUUAAUAGGACAAAAAAGUCUUGUGGCUGAAGAGGAGCAAGAACAGCAGAGCCCAAAGAAGUAGAGCUAACAGGGCUGUAAUAAUAAUAUUCUAAUCUCCUCCUAAUCCCUCAGUGUUUCCUUCUUCGAUAUAUCCGCCCUUGGAUUCUCAAGCUUACUCCCAUUUGCCACCUUCUCGCAUCUGCAUAAAGAAUUGAAGCCUAAUCCCUUUUGUCUGCUACUGUGCAUCUCUUCUGCAGCUUCGACUGCCGUGGGAAAAAUAACCAUGGGUGUGUGAGGUUGUGCUCGCUUGGCAAUGGAUCUCGAAAGGGGACAGCGUUCCCGAACUAUCAAGAAACAAUCUUGGAGGUCAGUUCUGAUGCUGGCCUACCAAAGCCUCGGAGUAGUCUAUGGGGACCUCAGCACUUCGCCACUGUACGUCUACAAGAGCACCUUCGCCGAUGAUAUCGAGCACACGGAGAGCAAUGACGAGAUCUACGGCGUGCUCUCCUUUGUUUUCUGGACCCUCACCCUCAUCCCUCUCCUCAAGUAUGUCUUCGUAGUGCUCCGAGCUGACGACAAUGGUGAAGGUGGCACAUUUGCUCUCUACUCGCUCCUGUGCCGCCACGGGAGCUUUGGUUUCUUGCCAAGUGGCCAGCUAGUUGAUGUGGAGCUCUCAGCCUAUAAGAAAAAAGAUAGUACUGCCUCUGGUGGUGGUGCUGCUGCAUCGAUUGUGAAGAGACUACUGGAGAAGCAUCAUGCGCUGCAGCUUAUGCUGCUGAUUCUUGCAUUGAUUGGCACUUGCAUGGUUAUUGCUGAUGGUAUCCUCACUCCUGCAAUCUCUGUUUUCUCGGCAGUCUCAGGACUUGAGCUUGCUAUGUCCAAGGAACAUCACAAAUAUGUCGAGGUUCCUAUCGCAUGUCUCAUAUUGGUCUGCUUGUUUGCUUUGCAACAUUAUGGUACUCACCGACUAGGGUUCCUGUUUGCGCCAAUUGUUAUGCUCUGGCUAUUAUGCAUUAGCGUCAUUGGUGUGUACAAUAUAUUCUAUUGGAAUCCACGUGUAUAUCGGGCCUUCUCCCCCUUUUAUAUGUACAACUUCUUGAAGAAGACCCAAAGAGGAGGCUGGAUGUCACUGGGUGGAAUUCUGCUAUGCAUAACAGGUUCCGAAGCUAUGUUUGCUGAUCUGGGACAUUUCUCACCGUUGUCAAUAAAGAUUGCCUUUACUUCUGUGGUAUACCCAUCCUUGCUCCUGGCUUAUAUGGGACAAGCUGCUUAUCUCUCUCAGCAUCACAUCAUCCAAACUGAUUACCGAAUUGGAUUUUAUGUAUCUGUACCAGAGAGGAUAAGAUGGCCAGUCCUGGCAAUUGCUAUUCUUGCUGCUGUGGUGGGAAGCCAAGCAGUUAUUACGGGUACUUUCUCAAUCAUUAAACAGUGCUCUGCCUUGGGAUGCUUUCCUAGGGUGAAGAUAGUGCAUACAUCAUCCAAAAUACAUGGUCAGAUAUACAUCCCAGAGAUCAACUGGAUUUUGAUGGCACUUUGCUUAGCUGUCACUGUUGGAUUUAGAGACACAAAGCUCCUGGGCAACGCAUCAGGGUUAGCAGUCAUGUCUGUCAUGCUGGUCACCACCUGCUUGAUGUUCCUCGUAAUUGUCCUCUGUUGGCAUCAAAGCAUCUUUCUGGCUGCAUGCUUCAUUCUUUUCUUUGGUUCAAUUGAGGCGCUCUACUUCUCGGCAUCUUUAAUCAAGUUCCUUGAAGGAGCUUGGUUUCCUCUCGCACUGUGCAUCGUUUUUAUGAUCAUCAUGUACAUCUGGCAUUAUGGGACCAUAAAGAAGUACGAGUUUGAUGUUGAGAACAAGGUUUCCAUCAAUUGGCUUCUAAGCCUCGGCCCUACCCUAGGCUUUGUACGUGUGCGAGGCAUUGGCCUCAUACACACUGAGCUCGUAUCAGGAAUCCCAGCCAUCUUCUCCCACUUCGUCACCAACUUGCCUGCAUUUCACCAGGUCGUUGUCUUCCUUUGCAUUAAAUCAGUGCCAAUGCCGUACGUCGACCCCCAAGAACGAUUCCUAGUCGGUCGGGUUGGCCCAAAGGAAUACAGGCUUUACAGGGUCAUCGUCCGAUACGGGUACCAAGACAUACAAAAAGAUGACUUGGAGUUCGAGAGGGAUCUUGUUUGCAGCAUUGCUGAGUUCAUCCGGUCCGAAGGAUCAAAGCCCAGCGGUCUGGCUGAAGAAACCGAUAAGGAUGAUGGCCAAAUGACAGUCGUCGGGACAGGUUUGAGGAUCCGCGAGGAGAAAGUUGAAGCUGAAGAUGCGCCAGGCCCAUCAGCCUCGAGGGAGAUACUCUCGCCUGUGAUAGUACCAAAGAAACAAGUGAGGUUUCUCUUGCCCAGGAGCCCGAAAAUAAAGGAAGAGGCGAAGGAAGAGUUGCAAGAGCUGCUGGAAGCAAGGGAGGCAGGAAUGGCCUUCAUACUCGGGCACGAGUACAUGAGAGCAAAGAGCGGGUCGAGCCUCAUCAAGCGGCUGGCGAUCGAUCUUGGGUAUGAGUUCUUGCGGAGAAACUGCAGGGGCCACAUGUAUGCUUUCAGCAUCCCUCAUGCUUCGACUUUGGAGGUCGCAAUGGUCUACCAUGUCUGAGCUUCCUCAUGUGUUUCCAAUUUUAUUUUAUUUUGUCAUGUGAACUGUAGAUGAUCAUGUUGCUUCUCAUGGUAUAGUGAUGAUAAAUCAAGAAAGAGUAGUAGUUUUAGCAGGAUGGUAGAUUUUACAGAUGAAGUUGUAGUUCCCCUGAAGUACCAUUGUACAAAUGAGGAGAUAUGUUUUGUUAUGUACAUAUAUGUAUAUAUAUAUACUCAUCACAGCUCAAAUGAGAAAUCUUCUCUCUUGUUCAAGUCACUGUAUGAUAUGAUGCAUGUUGUGAUCAUAAUUCGAAUGAUCUUGAAAGAGUUCAUUAGCUCAGUGAUAAUUUCAGAUUUAGGAGUUAACAGGGGUUUAAUAGAACAGUAAGAACAGUAUUCUUUUGCUUGGAUUCCACAGGUCGUGUUUUCCGUCGCGUGGUUUGCAUGAAGGAAGCAGACUGGGAAAAGGAUUCGUUCUCUUUAAUGCGUCCAGAGACUUGGAGAAACGACGACCAAUAUGAGUGAAGCCCGCCGCUUCGGGUCACUGCUCGAGUUACGAUAGGGGGAUGAUGUGGCGCACGCACCACGUCCUUGAGUCGUGAGUGAAGCGGCGGCGUUAGGCGCGACAUCGAACAUGAUCGUGCCCCGUAGGCCCGGUAGGUGUGGCGUCCAACAACACGCCUCGUGACAGCCGCGACAUGUCUUACACCCGUGACAAGAUCUUUUAGUUGUAACGUUACAUUGCCUCCGAAACCGUUAUAAUAGACGAUAUUUAUUGCCGUCGUCCUCUCUGUCCUCUUUGACAGGGGAGGCGAAUUCAUUCAGUCUCAAUUUUCUGUAUCUCAAUCAGCCAAUCCAUUCGAUUCGCCACAUGGAGGUGGACGCCAACAUCGACCCGUUCGAUGAUCCGUCGGCCGGGUCCGAUCGCCGGCAGUACUGCUGCUGCUUCCCCUUCUCGAGCCCCUGGGAGCGGAUCCAGGCGCCGGCGCCCGCCGAGGGAGGGGACGAGCGUCGCCGGUGGUGGAGCGGCGCGGGGUUGAGGGCGCUGAUGAUGAAGGGGAGGGAGUGGUCGGAGCUGGUGGCCGGGCCGAGGUGGAAGACCUUCCUCCGGCGGUUCGGGCGGAACCCUAACAGGGGGAGGGCGGCGGGGGGGCUGGCGAGGUUCCAGUACGACCCGUUGAGCUACGCCCUCAACUUCGACGAGGGCCAGGGCGGCGACAGCCCCGAGGGGGGAUACGACGACCACCGCGACUUCUCUGCCCGCUUCGCUGCCCCGGCCCCGCCGCCGCCAGCCGCCAGCGGGCGCUGAGGUGUUCUUUGACCUGGAAAGGGUGGUCAACGCACGUUAGCGUAAUCGGAUUGGGCUUCCUUUUUGUUACCUGUUGGUCGAUCGGCUUGGUGGUGUCGUCCAGUCUUUAUGUUCCUAUUCCUUUUGGCUGGCCUUGGCUGGUCCUGUUAUUGUUGGUGUGGUAGAAACCGUACGAUACAGCGUCGACUUGUUGCUUUUUGUUCUGAUAUAAUAUUUAUGAAACUAGGAAGGUUAUGGCUUUGUGGCA
Molecule: messenger RNA, 4240 nt
Organism: Musa acuminata AAA Group (dessert banana)
Lineage: Eukaryota; Viridiplantae; Streptophyta; Magnoliopsida; Zingiberales; Musaceae
Product: potassium transporter 6-like
Exons: 9
Coding region: 391-2706 (771 amino acids)
Biological process (GO): potassium ion transmembrane transport
Cellular component (GO): membrane
Molecular function (GO): potassium ion transmembrane transporter activity
Source: RefSeq, a predicted model, not a curated record